AUGACAGAUGUUAGGGAAACCAUCAGUCUACGGAAGGAACGUAUCAUGGUGCUGUUCUUGGGCCACUGGAAGAAUUCAGCCUACACGGUGACUCUGAAGACCAGAGAGGCAGAGAGGAGAUCCAGUGUGGACGAGGCUGGUGGUAAACCUGGGGGGACAGAUGGGAGUGGACUCCGUAGGGGAUCUCCGAUGCCUCUGGGACACUUCUUUAAACACAGGAAUGUCGUCAACAAGAUGAUUGGUGAUUGGAGGAGCAUGAUCUCCAGUGUUCAGAUUCGUCAUCUCCAACGGCAGCAGGCGUCAUACUCCCCCGAUCAGUUUCUCCCCAAGGUCUUUCUGCACUUCUAAUCCAUUUGUUGAUUCUUGUUCUGAUUGUAAUUCUGAUUCUGAUUCCUCUCUAAGGUGAACAGGGUGACAGUGGACUACAACAUCCUGACCCUUGACCUCUUCAUGCUGGGGUACUUCCACAUCCUGGAACUCGAACUCCAAGCGGAAGAUGAGACACCUGCCGUCCGGGAGUUCCACAAGGCCGUCAUGAUGGACAUCGAGGCUGGGAACCGUGAGUGGAAGGAUGGCUUCGAGGACAUUAAGGUCAAGUUCUUUUGGAACAUGUCAACUACUCAGUCUGAACUGCCAUCGUCCAGACCCCAACACCAGCCAGAUGAAGGGGCUCUGAUCAAUUCCUGCUGACAUCAAGUUAUAGUGAGGUAUGGGUGUAUUCUAAUGUUUUUUACCCCCUUCUUCAAUUAAGAUCUUGUCUCAUCACUUCAACGGGCUCAGCGAAGGUUGAAAUAUGCGUCCUCCGAAACAUGACCUGCCAAACCACGCUCCUUAACACCCGCCCACUUAACCCGGAAGCCAGCUGCACCAAUGUGUCAGAGGAAACAUGUUCAACUGAUGACAGCCUGCCCGCCACAAGAUUGCAAUGAGCCAAGUAAAUUCCCUCCGGCCAAACCGUCCCCUAACUCGGACGACGCUAUGGGACUCCCGGUCACAGCCGGUUGUGACACAGCCUGGGAUCGAACCCGGGUCUGUAGUGACGCCUUAUGCACUGCGAUGCAGUGCGUUAGACUGCUGCUCCACUCGGGAGGCCCUACUACAACGUGUUUUAUUCUGAGUGUGAAUACUUUUGUGUUCUUUGUGAAUAGUUGUUACAGAGCUUAUUAUUUAAAGAGAAACCAAUAGGCAGGCCUACAGUAAACUUUCCAAUCUCAGAAACUAAUAGGCAGAUGCAUAGUACAAGCUAUAACAUUAUUACAAUAUAUGAACAUAAAGGACAGCGUCAUGUGAUUUCUUUUGAGUAGAGCCUUUACUGUCUACCUGUUAAUAUCAUAGCAGUAAACCACCCUGCAUCCCACUGCUGGCUUGCCUCUGAAGCUAAGCAGGGUCGGUCCUGUCGGUCCCCUGGAUCGGAGACCAGACUCUGCUGGAAGUUGGAGGGCCAGUAGGCGGCACUCUUCCAUCUGUUCUAAGGAAAUCCCAAAUCCCCAGGGCAGUGAAAGGGACAUUGCCCUGGGUAGGGUGCCGUCUUUCGGAUGGGACGUUAAACGGGUGUCCUGACUCUCUGUGUUCAUAAAAAAAUCCCAUGGCACAUAUUGUAAGAGUAGGGGAGUUAACCCCGGUGUCAUGGCUAAACUCCCAACCUGGCCCCAUUCCAUCAUGGCCGCCUAAUCAUCCCCCUCAUUCCUAAUUGACAUAUAUGACUCCUCACCUCUCCACCUGAUAGCUGAUGUGUGGUGAGUGUUCUGGCUCAGAAAUGGCCGCCAUGCAUCACCCAGGUGGGCAUCACCCAGGUGGGCAUCACCCAGGUGGGCAUCACCCAGGUGGGCAUCACCCAGGCGGGCUUCACCCAGGCGGGCAUCACCCAGGUGGGCAUCACCCAGGUCGGCAUCACCCAGGUGGGCAUCACCCAGGCGGGCAUCACCCAGGCGGGCAUCACCCAGGCGGGCAUCACCCAGGCGGGCAUCACCCAGGUGGGCAUCACCCAG
Molecule: messenger RNA, 1988 nt
Organism: Coregonus sp. 'balchen'
Lineage: Eukaryota; Metazoa; Chordata; Actinopteri; Salmoniformes; Salmonidae
Source: the annotation of a GenBank genome assembly